GAGGGGAAGGAGGAGGAGGGGGGGGAAAGAACAGUCACAGGAAUCACCUGACUUUCACUUUUUUUAAAGUUACCCGCCCAUUGACAUUUAAUUUUGUGUAACAUCAUAUCUUACCUUAUAUACAGUACCAGAUUCAUGAAAGACAUUUUUUUUGUGAUAUUCAUAAUACGACAUUUUACACACUUAAUGUCCUCAUUCCCCCCCCUUCACCAUAAUGUCUCAUUCUCCUUUACCAAUUCAGUUAACAGAAAAAAAUAUACAUAAUAAAAUUUUUCAAUUCAUUUACCAGAUACCUUUUAUAAUUAAUUAGUAUAUUUCACAUCACAUAAAAAUGGCUAAAUUCAUUAAAGCAGGUAAAGUUGCUAUUGUCGUCCGUGGUCGUUUCGCUGGUAAGAAAGUCGUCAUUGUUAAACCACAUGAUGAUGGUACCAAAUCACACCCUUUCCCACAUGCCAUUGUUGCUGGUAUUGAAAGAGCUCCAUUAAAGGUUACCAAAAACUUGGGUGCUAAAAAGACUGCCAAGAGAACUAAAGUUAAGCCAUUUGUUAAAUUAGUUAACUACAAUCAUUUAAUGCCAACUAGAUACUCUUUAGAUGUUGAAUCAUUCAAAUCCGCUGUCACUUUAGAAGCUUUAGAUGAACCAUCCCAAAGAGAAGAAGCUAAAAAAGUUGUUAAAAAGGCUUUAGAAGAAAAACAUCAAGCUGGUAAAAACAAGUGGUUCUUCCAAAAAUUACACUUUUAAAUCAAUCAAAUCUCAUCAAUCAUCAUCCAUCAAUAAUCAUACUUCUAUAUAAUCUUAUAAACUUCUAUUUUUUUGUAUAAAUUUGUUGUUUGGGAGGGGAAAAGGGGGUUUCCAUUUUAAAAGCAAACCAAUUCAAGCCAUCUAAUUUAAUAUUAUUAUUACUUUGUUAAAUCCUUGUUUUGUUGUUUUUUUCUUCUUGCAUGGGUUUAAAAAUAAACAUACAAUAAUUUAAUGAUCUAAAACCAUCCAUCAUCUAUCCAUAUAAUCAUAUAAACAGAUCAACCAAAAAAUAAAAGAAAAACUAUUUUAAAACUAUUUUAAACCGUUGUAUAUGUAGAUUGAUAAGUUAUUAGACAUUCAAGUUUGCGUUUAUCUUUUUUGAACCUAUAUCUGUAUACUU
Messenger RNA from Scheffersomyces coipomensis, 1142 nucleotides. It is a transcript of the gene RPL27A, whose product is annotated as 60S ribosomal protein eL27. Bases 332 to 742 code for a protein of 136 amino acids. Gene Ontology annotation, biological process: translation. The record is from RefSeq and is a predicted model, not a curated record. Gene Ontology annotation, cellular component: ribosome; cytosolic large ribosomal subunit. Lineage: Eukaryota; Fungi; Ascomycota; Pichiomycetes; Serinales; Debaryomycetaceae. Gene Ontology annotation, molecular function: structural constituent of ribosome. The transcript is spliced from 2 exons.